AUGUCCGUCUCCAUCGAAACCACCCAGGUUCCCACCGCCCCUGUUACCUCCCAGCCUGUCCUAAUAGGACAACCGGCGCGUAUGCUCGAGUUCAGUCUCGCCGGCAAGGUUGUACUAGUCUCCGGCGCAGGCCGUGGUCUGGGAUUAACCCAAAGCGAGGCCCUCCUUGAAGCAGGCGCAAAGGUCUACGCUCUUGACCGACUAGAGGAGCCAGCUGCUGAAUUCGCUGAGAUCCAAGAGCGCGCCAAGGCCCUCGGCACAGAACUGCACUACCGCCGCAUUGAUGUGCGUGACACAGAGUUGCUCAACAGUGUCAUUGAGGAAAUAGCCAACACCGAAGGCCGCAUGGAUGGUCUCGUUGCAGCUGCUGGUAUCCAACAGGAGACCCCUGCUCUCGAGUACUCUGCCAAGGACAGCAAUACCAUGUUCGAAGUAAAUGUCACGGGUGUCUUCAUGACUGCCCAGGCUGUUGCAAAGCAGAUGAUUCGCUUUGGAAACGGUGGUAGUAUCGCCAUGAUCGCCUCUAUGAGUGGUACCAUUGCCAAUCGGGGUCUUAUUUGCGCCGCCUACAACGCUAGCAAGGCCGCUGUUAUUCAACUGGGCCGUAACCUCGCCGCUGAGUGGGGUCAGUACAACAUCCGUGUCAACACCAUCUCCCCCGGCUACAUUGUCACUGCUAUGGUUGAGAAGUUGUUCGUCGAGUUCCCUGAGCGCCGCGACCAGUGGCCCAAGGAGAACAUGUUGGGCCGUCUCUCCCGUCCAGAGGAGUACCGUGGUGCCGCUGUCUUCCUGCUGAGUGACGCUUCCAGCUUCAUGACUGGUAGCGACUUGCGCAUGGACGGUGGCCACGCCGCAUGGUAA
Penicillium angulare is the source of this 861-nucleotide messenger RNA. Its product is annotated as putative short chain dehydrogenase. The record is from RefSeq and is a predicted model, not a curated record. Gene Ontology annotation, cellular component: intracellular anatomical structure. Gene Ontology annotation, molecular function: oxidoreductase activity, acting on NAD(P)H, oxygen as acceptor. Bases 1 to 861 code for a protein of 286 amino acids. The transcript is spliced from 3 exons. Lineage: Eukaryota; Fungi; Ascomycota; Eurotiomycetes; Eurotiales; Aspergillaceae.